AUGUAUAUUCAUUUCAUUUUCAGAUUUUAUAAAAAAAUAGAAAAUAAUUUAAAAGAAAAAAUCCUAAACACACUUAGAAUUCAAGAAGAAGAGUUGGAGGAAAUUGUAUCUAAUGUUUGUGGCAUUGAUAAAGAUCAUGUACAAUUUGAGCACCCAGAAGAGUGGAAUUUACAAAUUUCCAAAACAAUUCUUGAUGAUGAUUUCCACCUCGCGGAUAUGAAAUUCAUUGGCGUUGAAGAAAAUGAUUUUAAAUAUUUGAAUUUGGCAAAUGACGAAUGGUUUGAUUUCAAAAAAGCAGCAUUGGAUUUAUUUAAUUUAAAUAAAUUAACAUUUACCGAAGUACAUACUAUUAUUUCUUCUUUACAUCAAAUAUUAAAGAAGAAAGAAACAACAAUAAAAAUAAAAGAAUUAAAAGAACAAUUACAAAAUGUGAAAACAAUUUAUUGGAAAGCAAAAUCGGAAAUUGAAAAGUUAAAAAUAAUUAAAAAUGCCCAACAAAAAUUAAUUGUCAAAAAAGAAUUGUCUCGAAUUGAAUCAUCAAUUAAAUUAAAAACUAAAUUGAAUGAAUGUUUGUUGUCUGUUUAUGUUUUGAAAUUUGUUGUUUUACAAGAAAAUCGAGAAAAUGAUUUAUUAGAGGAGGAAGGGGACGAAAAAGAGGUAGAAAAUGAUAAAAAUAAAGGAGAAUCUGGAAAAGUUUUGAAUGAAAAAUUCUUUUUAAAUUUUAAAAAUAAAUGUGAAAAUACAGAAAAAAUUGAAAAAAUGAUGAAGUCAAAAAAAUUAAAUUUGGAAAAUUUAAUCGAAAAAAUAAAUGAAUAUGAAAACAAAUUAAAAGAAAAAAUUAAAAAUUUGGAAAAGAAAAAUGAUUUAAUUGUUAUUUUAAAUAAAAAUAAUUCGGAAUUUGAAAACAAAAUGGAAGAAAAAAUUAAAGAAUAUGUUGAUAGAUUAAUGAGUAAAUUGCUAUUUUUAAUUGAUAAUUAUGAGAAAAUUCAAAGAAAGAAAGAAAAAGAAAUUGGUGAAAGUAGUCAGCGAGGAAUUGAAGAAAGUGUCAUCAUCAACGAGACAAUAAAUACUUCAAGUUUAUCAGCAAUUCUUUAUUGUUUAACAAAUAAAUUUUUGGAAAUUUUCAAUGAAGAUGGAGUUGUUAAUAUGGAUAUUUUAUUACAAAAUAUUUCAAAUACAAAUUUGAUGGAAUAUGGACUGGAAAUGAGUGAAAAAUUGGGAAAGAAGAGAGUUGAUAAAAUGUAUUAUAAACAUGUUCUCGACAUUUAUUCGGGCAUUUAUUUAAAAUUCAAAACUAAAGAGGAUUUUGAAAAUGAGUUAAAAAAUAAUUCAAAUAAUUAUUGUUAUAUUGACAAGAAUAUUUUGGAUUUUGAGAGAACUGAGGAGUGGGCAGUUAAUUAUUAUGAUGAAAUUGGAAUGCAAAAAGACGGUUUUCGGUUGGCAUAUUUAGAAGGGAUUGACAUUAAUGAAAAUAAAAUGAUAACUACCAAACAAAAAGUAGAAAUUUUUGAGGAAAUUUUAAACAAUUCUAAACUUCACAAAGUCACAUUCACUGAAGCACAUAAAUUAAUUGAAUCAAAAAUCAAAAGUAAAAUUUUGACAGAAACAAUUCAAUCAGAAUUAGAACAUCCAACGGAAAUUGAAAGUUUAGGGAAUACUGAAAAUACAAAUCAACAAGAAAAACAACUAAAGAAUUAUUCUGAAAUAAUUAAAUCUGAAUUAGAUAAAGUAAAGUUUUUAUUUAAAUAUUAG
Meloidogyne enterolobii is the source of this 1752-nucleotide messenger RNA. The record is from the annotation of a GenBank genome assembly. Lineage: Eukaryota; Metazoa; Nematoda; Chromadorea; Rhabditida; Meloidogynidae.